CCAAGACGUCAAGCGGGGUGCAGCCUGGUGACGUCUUGCUCGGAGUCUCUCUGGCAUGUGAUUGGUUGGUCGGAUGUGACGCAGUCUCGCUCAGGCCCCGCAACGCGGAAGUGAGAAGGCUCCCCAAACACCGUCUUCUUCUUCAUAGACCCGGAAGGAAGAGAUUCCCGUGUUAAACAUUGUACAACCCACAAACCCGGCACAUCGGGAGACGGACUGACCCACGGAUCCGGUUACAAUGGCGGCCAACGGGACCAACCUGCAGGUAAUGGAGCUCUCGGUGGCCUUACUCCCCAUAACCGGAAACCCCCAUAACCUUCAUAGGGCCGCCUGGUACACCGCGCUGUGCUGCACUCCUAUCACGGUAUCACAGUCCGACAGCGGGGACCAGGCACAGAGAGUGUACACAGAGAGUGUACACAGAGAGUGUACACAGAGAGUGUACACAGAGAGUGUACACAGAGAGUAUACACAGAGAGUACGUAAUGCAGGGCAGAAGAACCUGCCAGGCCAUGCCAGGCUGACACAGGAUGACGGUAAGUAUCCGGGAGAGAGUGGCUGAUGGGAGUCCAGGUAAGUGGAUCCAAUUCAUUUUGUAUCCUAAAUCUGUUUUACCUGUUACUAUAGGAUACCGUGUGACAGGGGAACCAAUCUGAUCCACAGGCAGGGAAGCCAAAUGUUCACACUAGUACAACUUACAUUGAUACAUGUGAAUACCAGCACCGAGCUUGUUUCGUUUGAUUGCUUACUAGAGUGCCAGUAACAAAUAUCUAUUAACAGUUCAUGUAUUGUUAGUAUGACUUCCAGCUUUUUUUUUUUUUUUUUUUACUUCAUGUUCAAAACCAGGUAGAUGAGUUAAAAAUCCCAUCAUCCUAUUAUUAAUUACAAUGUCAAAUUGACAUCUCAAGUUAAAACACCUUAAAACGACGUAUUCUACCUGAUGUACCCUGUCAACCUAUUCUGUGCCUGACAUAUUUGAAGUAAGAAACUUUCUAAACUGGCCUUGCCUCUUUCCAUUCACACACUCCAAUGCAACCUGAACAAGUAGUAUACAUUCUUGUUUAGCCCUAUUUUGUAAUCACAUUUACACACCAGGCUCUUUUUAGAAUGUACUGGAGUGUUGCGCCACAAUAUUUUAUAUUUGGGGACAGUAGAUGGAAUCUGAUUAGAGUUGCCAGAUUCACCAUAUUUGGUUUUUGAAGAGUCACUCCUUCGUGUUUUAUUAAGCAUAUAAGUGUUUGUUUUAAAGAUUGAUAAUUAUUGAAUGCUUUUGGCAUUCUCAGUUAUGUGUGAAAUAAUAUUUAAAGGGACACUAUAGUCACCAUAACCAUUACAGCUUAAUGUAGUGGUUCUGGUGUGUUAUAGCAUGUCCCUGCUGGCUUUUCAAUGUAAACACUGCCUUUUCAGACUAAAGGCAAUUCUUACAAUGCUGCCUAGUGCCAGUCACUCAGGCCAUUAGAGGUGCUUCCUGGGUCAGUUCUGCACAGUGUGAAGCAAGCACCUACAUUCAACGUCUCCACGCUCUAAAUAGACACACUCCCCACAGAGAUGCAUUGAUUUUAAUGCAUCUCUAUGAGGAGUUGUUAAUUGGCGCUUCGCAUUAUACACAAUAACUUCCACAUUGGUUUGGCUGAGAUCACCAAGAUCUUAUCAUCCACUUACAAACCACACAUGAAAAAGCCAUAUUCCUCACGGCAGUUUGGGGCUAGUCACUCCAUCUUCCCAGACCUCCUGAAGAAUACUCUAGUUUGGUGGAUGUCAUCUUAGCUGCUGUUGUAGGUUCUCUGUCCCGGGGAAGUGUCCCCAAAGGUGCUCAUAUUUUCAUACCAGGGCUAACCUCCCCGUGCAUGGAACCCAUCUAGAACUGGUAAGCUGUAUGGGCUUCUUUCAGCUAAGAGAGAUAUAAAUACACCGUUGACAAGCCUGGAACCCUCUAACAUCCUUGUAUUUACACAUGUGUCCCCUAGGCCACUCAGCCACUGUGGUGGUCUCCUAAAUGGCACCUUGUAUACAGUCCUCAGCGGUAGUAUGCCACACAAGGUUUGGAAGACUUUCUGAGGCCUCUGUUGCAUUUCCAUUGCUAAUGUGUUAUCUUUUUUUCCAAUUACUUUUUUGUUGCUUAUAUUUCUUUUUACUUUUUGAACUGUUGUGUUUAUAUUUCUAAUUCCGAUUUGGACGCUCUCCAGAUACAAGCCUGUACAGGCUGCCUCGUAGCCUACCCUCAUGUGUUGCACCACCUGUUAAUUUUGACAUGCCAAUUAUGCAGUUUUGAGGGUGUUCUCUCCCCCACUCACAAACACAUUUAAUUUAAUGUACCUUAAUUGCAUUCUCCAUAGUGCGGGUAAGCUGUUGCCCUAUGAAGCUAACUUGUUAGCCACCGUUUAAGUUUAGCUUUAGAGCUAUAAAUCAUACCCAAAAUCAUUCAAUAACCCUGAUAACUAGCAGGGUAAUUGCACCUAAAUCUUUAAACCCUCUAAUCAUCAAUUACCCUAAUUCUACUCCAAAACCCCCUUAACACUGAUACGCCGACCAUGAAUACAAACAUGCCUUUUACAUUAGCCGCUUUAUAGGUUUAUUGAUGCAAGACAAUUGGACUGAAUGCAGUCAAACAUGCAUUAAUUUAAGAGUGCACCAUGGUGCCUCCUGUCGUCAUAACGUCAUUUAGAUGAAUUUGUUGUGGUGACCAGACUGUCCCAUUUUUGGUUUUGUGUUCUUUAUUUCUUGUGACAAAAUUUAAAGGGUUAAUUUAUAUUUUAGGCAUAUCUGCAUAAUAGCUCUGUAUAAUUUAUUUUAAUAUUUCUGUUCAUGUGUCUGUGUUUCUCAAACGAAAUUGUGUGUAUAAUCAGUGUAAAUAAAGCAUAACAUUCUCCUUAUUAUCAUGUUGCAGUAGCCCCGUGUAAGAAUUCCAGUCAAUCAUCUUGGCACCUUUUUCCCCUAGCUUAGUGUCAUUUUAAGUUUGUGCAGCAUCAAAUCCACGUACUAUAAGUUACUGCUAACGAUAUACUACACACAAAAUAUGCUACAUAUACGAAUAAACUUUUUAUUUGUUUGACUAAAACUUGUAUUUUGUUACAGAAAGCAAUUGACUUGGCUAGCAAGGCAUCUCAGGAAGACAAAGCAGGAAAUUAUGAAGAAGCUCUACGUUUAUACCAGCAUGCUGUACAAUAUUUUCUCCAUGUGGUAAAAUGUAGGUUAUACAAACUAUUUUUGGGGGGGAGGUGGGGGGGUUGUUUUUAUUUAUUUGUCUAAUGCAAAUUAGACAUUUGUCAGGACUAAAGAAGAGCUAUAAGUGUCUGGAUUUUAGAUUUAACUCUGCUUUUUAAAGUUUAGUUGUGGAUAUGGGUUUUGACACCUAUUGUCAAGGUGAUAAGAAGAAACUGAUAUUUUCUACGUGAGCAUCUGUUUAAUUGCAAGCACUGUAGUCUUGCAUGCACCAUAUGUCCUUAAAGCUUCCAUAUUGGUAGCAUUUGAUGGGACAACGAUCAUCAAGCUACAAAACAUAGGUUGAUAGCAUGGGCAAGUUGAUCUUAGCACUGGACUGAUUACAAACUUUAAAUGUGUCUUUAGAAAUAAAAAAACGUGUUUUAUCUUAAAUAACACAAUGUGUAGGGCACCAAAAGAGAGAACUUUUUUUUUUUUUCCCAUGAAGUACUCCUUUAAAUAUUUAAUGUUCAAUAUCACGUUCUGAGAAUUUAACUUUUUAAAGCAGCAAUCCAAGCACCUUAAAGGGACACUAUAGUCACCAGAUCAACAAUUUCUUAUUGUAGUCGUUCUGGUGAGUAUAGUCUGUCUCUGCUUACAUUUUCAUGUAAACACUGUAUUUUCAGAGCAGAGGCAGUGUUUACACUACAGCCAAGGGCACCUAGAGGUGAUUCCUUGGUCAGUGCUGCAGAGUGUGCAGCACUGUUGUUCCGCGUUUCCAUUCUCUGCAGACCCUGAACUUUCUGCAUAGAGAUAUGUUGAUUCAAUGUGGGGCAUUUGACCCUGCCCCGCCUCCUUGACUGAGAUCAUAUGGGAAAGCAUUGUGAUUGACUGAGAUCAUCAAUUCUGAUUAUGUGGGACGGAGCCCGCGCUGGCGGGCCUGUGUGGCACUGGAAAUGGAGUGAGUUAUUACUAGAUUUAAGGGAGUCAAGCAGGGAUCCAGAGGGCUACAUAGACACUAUAGGGUCAGAAAUACACAUUUGUAUCCCUGUUGUUCAUUUAAACACUCCAGCCUUAUAUAAUGGCUAUAGAGCCAGUAGUGUUGCCAUCCAGGAAGAAGUAGACAAACCACUUAAGAGUGGUUUGACAACUUACUUGGGAUCUGUUGGUGUCUGCCGUCACCACCUCAUCUCUAGCCGGAAGCCCUGCCACUGAACUAAACUUGGCCAUGUAGUGCUUAGCUCAUUGGCUGAUAGCACUUAACUUACACCCUCAGCCAACAAGCCAGCUCUGCACAGCAAGGCUUAGCUCACUGGAGAAAACAAACUCUUUGCGGCGCUUCCAGCUCCAGGGCAGAUUUUGAUGGGCACCUGUCAAACACCAGGUAUGUUGUCAAACCAUUUCUAAAUAGUUUGAUUGAUUUAUUCUAAGAGAACUACAGUGUUUAUGGUAGUUGGAGUGUAUCUUUAUCUCCUGCAAAAGUCAAAUAACCAAGCAACGGUUAAUAAAAAUCCUGUGCUUAUACAUCACAUUUGUUUUCUGAGGCAUCAAAGCACAUAACAAAAUGCCACAGGAUACUACAACUAAGAAUGAUAAAAGGCAGUGUUGGGAUUCCAACAUGACCAAUGUGACCCUGAAGUUACACACCAACCUUUUCAGCAGGCUCAUUAUUUCACUGCAAUAUCUCACUUGAAAUGUAACUCUCUAAUUUUGUUAUUGCAUUUGUAGAUGAUGCACAAGGUGAAAAGGCAAAACAGAGCAUCAGAAGCAAGUGCAUAGAAUACUUAGACAGAGCAGAACAGUUGAAGGCUUACCUAAAGAAAAAGGAAAAGGCCCCUCCUAAACCAGUAAAGGAAGGUGGACCACGUUCUGAGGAUAAAGGGUAUGUAGUUUAGAGAAUGAAAUCAAUACGAUUGUUGAUGUGGUGUUUUUAUAUGCAUAUUUUAAGAAUAAUCUCCAUUACUUGUAUCCCGUAUUAUCCAUAAUCCUAUGAUUCAUGGCAAUUUCUUCCUUUUUUUUGUUCAUUGAUUCUUAUUUAAUGUUUGGUAUUUAGCUUAUUUUACUUAAAAGGGAAUGCAUCACUUCUCUGGAAACACUACCACUGAAUAAAUCAUGGAAAAUCACCUAUAACUUGUCUUAAAGGACCACUAUAGGCACCCAGACCACUUCAGCUUAAUGAAGUGGUCUGGGUGCCUGGUCCAGCUAGGUUUAACCUUUUUUGCUGUAAACAUAGCAGUUUCAGAGAAACUGCUAUGUUUACAAUAGGGUUAAUCCAGCCUCUAGUGGCUGUAUCAUUGACAGCUGCUAGAGCACUGAUUUUCACAGUGAGAAGACGCCAGCGUCCAUAGGAAAGCAUUGAGAAUGCUUUCCUAUGAGACUGGCUGAAUGCGUGCGUGGCUCUUGCCGCGCAUGCACAUUCAGCCAGGGACGUCAGAAGAGGGAGGAGAGUCCCAGCGCCGAGGGAGCCCAGUGCUGGGGAAAAAAGGUAAGGGAUUAACUCCUUCCUCCCCCUUCAGCGCCACAGGAGUGGGACCCUGAGGGUGGGGGCACCCUCAGGGCACUAUAGUGGUCCUUUAAAGCUAUUUUUUACUUCACGUAAUUCUUCAUUUUUAUUUAAACCUGAAUUUUGUUUCAGUAAAGCUUUAGUAAUUGACAUCAUAAUUUCAGUCCUCUGCAAAGAGGGCACAUAUUGGAGGAGGAUAAACAAACCUUGUUUCUAAUUUUUUUUUAUUUAUUUAUUUUUUUCUCCUUUUCCUACCAACUAGUUGGUGCAAGGGGCAGAGUUUAUAACAGUGAUUGCCAGGGUAGAGUUAAAUGUACUUGUUAGGAUUUCUUUUUUAACUUUUUAUUUAUCAGACCUCAAAAAUACAUAUUUAAUACAGGGGACAAGUAAAUAUGAUAUUAAUCGUGGAAAGGGAUGGUUCUCAAUUGGUUUCCCCAUCAGUUGCAUCUUCACCUAGAUUUUUGUAUCUACUUGUAGCUUUUACUUGGGCAGGAUCAAGAACUGGUUCCAGGGGCAUAUUAAUUGCUUGUCAUCCUCUAUUAUAUCAAAGCUGUUUAAUAUCCAAUUCUUAUUCAGGAUAAGCCUUCUUGCUUACUAUGUAUAACUAGCUGUCAGUCCGUGGGUCCUCCUUUUUUUUUUUUUUUUUUUUGGACUCCUGGAAAGGGCACAGACUGCUUCAUUUGGUUGUGUUCUUGGAGUGCAGGCACAUGACUCUAACAGUACCCAACAGACCAAGCCGGUGUAGUCUAACUGACUGUACCACCCCUCCCAGAGGGGCAGGGGCGUUUGGACUGAUCUGCAAUUAACUCAUGGCGAUUUAUAAAUAAAGGAAAAGUGUCAUCUGAAUCCCAUGGAUCCACCGGACCCCUUAUGAGCUGACUGGAGGAGAUUCUAGAAGUCCCUGUUCAAGUUUUCAAAUCAGGAUACAGCUGUUACUGCAACUCUGAAACACCAGCAGUGUACAUGGUUAAAUUAUAUGAUCCACACUGCAUUAAAAAGAUAUAGGAGCAUCGUGAUGACUAAAUGUACUUGUACUAGGCAGAAAUAAUAGCUCUUGCUGAGGAUUUUUAGGAACUUGAUAUGUGAGUAUUUUUAUUUUUUUUUACAUAUUUUUAAAUUUGAACAGACUAUUGGUUUUAAUUCAUUAUCUGCUAUGCAUUAAAGGAGCACUAUAGGGCCAGGUACACAAAUGUAUUCCUGACCCUAUAGUCUUAAAACACAAUCUGGCCCCCCACUGUGCCCUCCUAAAUAUAGUAAAAUCUAACCUUUUAUUCCAGUCUGCAAAUACUGGCUCUGCCCCUGAUCUGCCUAUUUGGCAGACAUCAUAAGAAGGAAAAGCAUAGGAAAGCAUUGGGUUGGCUAAGAGUGUCAAGGAGGCAGAUCAGGGGCAAAGUCAGCACAAGCCCAACACCACCCUGGCCAAUCUGCAUCUCCUUAUGAGGAAAGUUCAGUUUCUUCACGCAGAGGGUGGAGACCCUGAAUGUCAGUGCUGCACACUGGGCAGGAAGGUGCUCCAGGUAGCACCUCUAAUAGCCAUCUGAGAAGUGGCCAGUGAAGGUAUCCCUAGUCUGUAAUGUAAACACUGUCUUUUCUCUAAAAAAAAAAUGUGUUGAUUGCAAAAAAGCCUAAAGGGACUGAUUAUACUGUGUUGCAGUUGUAAGCUGUAGUUGUUCUGGUAACUAUAGUGCCCCAUUAAAAGGUUGGCCAACUCCAAAUGUCCAUUCAACAUCUCAAAUAUUCAGCUGAUGCAUUUUUGUCACUGGCAGUGAAAGUGUAUAUGUUUAGCAAUAUCUUCUUUUGUAUUUAGAAAUGAUAGCGAUGAAGGAGAUUCAGAAGAUCCAGAAAAGAAAAAGCUGAAGACUCAACUUCAAGGUAAAUAAAAUUGUGUGUGUGUGUGUGCUUUUAUUCUUUAUAUACUUUUUAAAGUAGAUGACAGGCAAGUUUUGAUACAGUAUCCCUAAAAUUGCCAGAUCCAUAGUGAUAGACAAAGAAGUUCCUAAUUAUAGAAUACAUAAUCAAGUGUUCUGUCAUAACUUUCUACAGCUUGCAAUUACUUUAAAAAGGGGUAUUUAAAAAAAAAAAAUACACAGAUGUCCCUAGUCCUUCCUAUGAGAGAAGAGUUUUUAAGUAAAAUUUUAAAACCACUUUACAUAGGGUUAAAUACAUGUAUUUUUACAGAGAUUUUCAUAUGCCAGGGAGUUAUGAUUCUCAAGAAUGGAACUGCUGAGAAGCUCAACCUACUGUGUACAUAUACCCUUCAAUUUCAAUAGUAAUAAUUUCUUAUCUAUAGAAAGCCGGAUCCUCUUCACUUUCUGUUCCUUAUGUCAAUCAUAUUAUCUGAAAAUUUAGUAUGUGUCUUAUUUAGCUAUUGUAGAGCACUGCGGAAUAUGUUGGUAUUAUAUAAAUAAAUUUAAUGGUGCAGUUUGUUCCUUUUCCGCCUUGUGUGACCUCCUAAACACAGUUGUUGGUUAUGAUGCCUAUUCUGGCUCCUUAAUUUGGUAGUUGCAUACCUAUUUCUGGCAGCUGAAAGGGACAUGCAUCACUUGACAAUUUAUUUAUUUUUUUGAAAAGCAAACAAACCCUAUUAAACAAAUGUACAAACCAGAAUAAAGCAAGAAGACCUUCAAUAAGUAGGUGAUACAUGUUUAAUUGCAAUUGUCCCAAAGAGAUACAUGUCUCUUCAUACUGUUCUCUGGCGGAAUUUCUAAUCUUUCUCUGUUUCUUAAAGGUGCCAUUGUCAUGGAGAAACCAAAUGUGAAAUGGAAUGAUGUUGCUGGACUUGAAGGUGCAAAGGAAGCCCUCAAAGAAGCUGUGAUUUUGCCAAUAAAAUUCCCUCAUCUUUUCACAGGUGAAAUGUUACUACUUUUUUUUUUUUUCCCCUCUUAUUUUAAGUUUUUACUUGCAUUGUACAUUUCUGGUCAUGUUUAAUUAAACUGUGUCCAUACAGAUUUAUUGAGAAGUGGUAGCUUUCUAAAUGGCAUCUGCACAGUACUGAGUUUAUACAGCUAGGUUUCCGUGGGAGCAGGAAGGAACCUUUUGUAUAUUAAAAAAAAAAAAAAAAAACUGUCCAUGUGACGCAAGGGCCUGGGCCUAUAUAUACCCUUGCUUUUCCAUGGUCCAUUGACCUUACAUGGCUCCAGAGCCCUUUAGCAUGUUCUGUAUUUCCAGAUUUCUUGGUUGGUUCAUGGGACUUUUUCUCACUGUGACAAGGGUAUUGGCACAUGCCUAAUGUACUAGUCAUCCAGUGCGUAGAGUAGUCGAAUUUGAAGUGCCUCUGUGGGUGGAGUUAGUUUUUAGUACUUGUAGUAUAGAUUUCCUUGGUUAUGGCACAAGUGCAAAAUAAUGAUUGAGGUUUCCUGAGAUGGAAUAACUUGCAGUUUUUGUCUAUCAUCCACGUAUCUGUUUGUUUGUUUUUGUGUUUUUUUACUUUAAACAAAGUAUUUGUGUACCUAUAUAUAAAAAUGCAAGUAGCUCCUUCUUCCUUUUUUUAUACCUUGAAUAUGUUUAUUGGGAUCAACAUUUCCACUAACCAUUGGCAAGUGAAAGUUUAGCCCUGGUAAAUAGGACAUAGACUUUCGAUGCUUGCAGUGGCACAUAACUUUUAAAGCCUUGCCACCUCCACACGGUCAACCUACCCACAUACUGCAUCCAAGCUUAAUUUAUGUAUGUGUGUUUUUAUUUUUAUUUUUAAUUUUUUUCGUUGCAACAGCUGAAAUGCACAUCCUGUAAAUAUUGUACUCUUAUUUCAAAAAGUCAAAUUUUACAAUAUUAUGACCUCCAAAUUCAUUGCAGUCAUUGGAAAUAGUUUUCAAACUUAUUUCUUAGGUAAGAGAACUCCAUGGAGAGGAAUCCUUCUCUUUGGACCUCCAGGAACAGGGAAGUCCUACUUGGCCAAGGCUGUGGCUACAGAAGCAAAUAACUCUACAUUUUUCUCCAUAUCCUCUUCGGAUCUUGUGUCGAAAUGGUUAGGAGAGAGUGAAAAGUGAGUUGGCUUUGUAUAUGUGCAUGAUAUAAAUUAGUGUAUUUUUGAAAGUGAUGAAAUAAAUAUCUGUUUUUCAGAUUGGUAAAGAAUUUGUUUCAGCUUGCCAGAGAACACAAACCCUCGAUCAUUUUUAUUGAUGAAGUUGAUUCACUGUGUGGGUCAAGAAGUGAGAAUGAAAGUGAAGCUGCUCGUCGAAUUAAAACAGAGUUUCUAGUGCAGAUGCAAGGUAUUACUUUGAUACUAACUUGUAGGAGUCAGUGUGCAGCGGUUUAACAAAAUAUUUGUCUUAGUGAAGGUUUUAUAUUUUUAAAAAUGUUUUGUUUUAUAUGUUGCAGCAGCAAUGUAAAGCGAUUUUGUUGGCUUGCUAAUUCUAUUUUACAAUAUCUAAAUACUUUGUUUUAAUUCUAGGGGUUGGAAUUGAUAAUGAAGGCAUAUUGGUUUUGGGAGCAACAAAUAUACCAUGGGUGUUAGAUUCUGCUAUCCGGAGAAGGUAUGCACUAAAGGUCUAAACGGAAAUGUAUUUAUUUUACUAAAACAAACAAUUGAUUAAUGAUUACUGGUACUAUUUCCUCAAAUACCAUAAUUAUUGUUCACAAAAAAAAAUCAUGAUUACUAUUGGUCUUUGUUGGAAAGUUUCAUAAAUUAUUAUUUCUUAUAUCUUUGCCUAGGUUUACUUAAAGGGACACUAUAUAGUCACCUGAUCAACUUCAGCUUAAUGGAGUUGUUCAGGUGAGUACAGACUUUUUCAUGUAAACACUGUAUUUUCUGAGAAAAUACAGUGUUUACCUUAGGAUCUAUGAGCACCUCCAGUGGCAGUCACGCAGACGUCCACCAGAGGUACUCCCGAGUUAUGCCCUGCCUGAUGCGCAGGACUCACGUUUGAUGUCUUCACGUUUAGCUGAAGACAUCAAACGUGCUAUCAGGACACAGGAGGCACUGUGAACGCGCCUCCUGUUUCCUGUAGUAUCCUCGGAGGCUGUCGUCAGCUAGAGCCGACAGUGUGGGAGAUGUUUCUCCUGCACACACAGCGUUGGCUCUGGCUGAAAGCAGAAGGCUUGAGACCGAGCAGGAGUAUCCUGAGAUCUGACUUCAAACCGUAAGUAAAUAAGUGAUUGAGAGAGAGGGCAUAGCGGUAUUCCCCACAUUUAAGUGUUUUGAGCUGCUAUUACACUUUUUUAGAAUUUUAAGCGCUUACUUCAAACACACAAAUUUUUACACCUUACUGGAGUAAAAGAUUUUGCAGAGAGAGAGAGAUCGGAAAGAAAGAUAAUUCCACAAUGUUACCAUCUGCACUAUUUGGAUUUGUCUCCUUCUUUUUUAUAUUCGCUAGACAUGUGCACCAGUGAAAUUUUCGUUUCGUACAAAUGAUUUCGUACUAAAUAAAAGUUUAUUUCGUCAAUCCCGAAUUUCGUCCACAAACCAUUAGGUUUUAAACGAACUUUGUUAAAAAAUAAUUUUGUUUAUAUCCGUUUGGACGAAAACAGCGGUGCACAUGUGCCAAAAAAAGUAAGGAGGAAGCCGGCAGUGCUACCAGCUCCCUCUUUGUAAUAAAUAACUAUUCCUACCCCCCCACCCCUGCAUUGAAACCUAUAGGGGUCACUAUAACCCCCAUAUUGAUAAAAAGGUAGGUUAAAUCCUCCUGCAUGCCGCGAGUAGGGGCAUGUCGCCUAAACAAAUUUAAAAGUACUGGUGACUGGGCAGCUAUUAGUGCCUAGCCACUAGUGCAAUAAGGGGGGACUUGGCACAGAUUAAAUCUUGCCGCAUACCAGCCCCUACCAGUGGCUGCUUGCUGUCAUUUAAAGCGGCACUGAUUUAUAAGCCUUCCCCCACCCUCCAGAGCUCAGUCUACGCGGAGCUCUCCAUGGGUGAAGAUGGAUUUUUUUUUUUCUCGGGUUUUUUAUUUUAAGUUCGACAGGUAUGAUGGUUUUUUUUAUUUGGCCUUUUUGGGGGGCUAAAAAAUGGGGGGAUAGGUAGGGGGUAACCUUUUUUUUUUUUUUUUUUUUUUUCUUUUUUUUUUUGGGGGGGAGUGGGUGACUAGGGGCUUGGGGGACCACUAGCCACCUUUGGGGGGGAGAUUUGUCUUAGGGCCCCCACCCGCUGCCCAGGGCUGGGGGCUACUGUCCUCCCCCCUCAAACCAUGCACCCCGCAGAUAAUGCUCUGAUACCUACAACUGAAACAUUUCUACGAUACGCUUCGCAAUAAAGACCGAUUACACAGAGACCUCACGUGGUUCGAGGAAUGUCAAUACCUUUUAACCGGACAUCUAACAGAACACGACACGUUCCGCAGAAAAUGGGAGACACUCCUUGCGAAACCACUCCCACAUCAACAAUGGGAUAAAGCAUUACUCUGGCAUCACAAGAUCACUAUUAGCUCACAACAAACUACAAGCUGUUGGCAACUUGGUAUAGAACCCCAUCUCUUCUCCACAGGAUAUUCCCAGCAAUAUCACCAAUGUGUUGGAGGUGCCUAACUGAACAGGGUACCACGAUUCACAUCUGGUGGAAAUGUAGCACAAUCACCCACUACUGGGAAAUGAUUAGACUUAACAUACAGGAGAUCCUAGGCAACAUGACUAAAUGGACAGCCGAACUGGCCCUACUCCACAUAUCACCGAUGUCGAUCUCCCGGUAUAAAAGAUCGAUCUUAAGACACCUAUUGAACGCAGCUAAAGCGCUCAUACCAGUAUACUGGAAAAAACAGAAAUACCCCGGAGAGAAGAAUGGAUACGCAGAGUGCAGGAAAUGCAGGGAGCGGAGGCGAUACACGCAUCUCUUCUGGGCAGGGCCAGCAAACACGCGGAGAUCUGGCUACCAUGGUUCAUGUUAAUCUCUGGGGGCUUCCAGGUAGACAACGGUAAGGUUGCCUGCAAGUGAGGGAGACACCUGCGUGGGGGGCAGCGCUCCGGACCGGGCCGCAGGCUCUCCGCAUCACGUGAGUACAGGGCGAGACAACCCCACUCACCGCCCUAAUUUAUUCUUCCUCCCGCCCUUUUCUGACCCACUCUUCCUAUUUCUUUCUUCUUUAUCUUAAAUGACAUACCAGGAGAAACCUAAGAUACACAUAGACAUACGGACGUUUGCCCACGACCGCACCUGCCUCAUGACAAAAACGAAGACAUCAUUGAAUGGUACCUCAUAUAUCAGACAUGAACACACACACUGAGAUUGAAAUUACACCUUACGCCAAGAUAAAACAUGCUCGGGAAGACGCAUCAGUCACCGAGAGCACGUAACUGCCUCGCCAACAAAACCAGCGGAACAAAACCCAGCUAACACAAUGACACAAAGACCCCAAGUAUCGCAAACCCCGAAAUGUGGGGUGAUAGACGAGCUGAAAGGGGGGACACGUUCAAUUGACUACUGAUAGAAAUUGAUCAUCAACAGCAACACGGACACAUGAAGUUAGACAGUAAACAACGAAAGGCAGGGAACGUGCUCCCCUAGAGGUGCUGUAACCUGCAUAACUAACGGACACCAACCUGUCCGUCAACGAAUACUACAUCACAAAGUCUACACCUGACGUCCGACUUCUGCAAUAGCAAAUUUUGAGAAGAUGGAAACGUCCUAGGCAUGCUAAUAUAAACACAUGUGAUACUUGCAUUAACUGUAAAAUGUUAUAUAUUUGUAACCCAAUAUAGGACCUGCGAGUCCACAAGGCUGUAUCUACAUUUACUUUCUACUGCUCAUCUCCUUUACACAAUAAGAUGUAAAAAAAAACAAACAAAAAUCUGUAUUUUAUAUUGAAGUAAUAGAAAGCUACAGUAAGAGUACAUGUAACCAAAAGUUAAAUCAAAAACUAUAACAAUGUUGCAAUAUGAAAAAGUAGCUAUCUAGAUAGCCACUUUUUACGUGUCCGCUUUACACUUCCAUACACCAUACAUUUAUAUCCAGUUUUAAAUGACAGCCGGUGUUCUAUCAUUGUGCAAUACCCCGUCACUUCCGGUGAGGGGAAUCAGCUGGCUCCUGUGCUGCACAUGCGUGCUAGCACUCCUGCUACUCCUCCACAGCAAGGUCCUGGAAGGUAAGUAAAACUAGUUUUACACUUUCAUUAUAGUUAGUGCAUUCACUAAGCUUAGGCAAAUGGGACAUUUAGGGUUAAGUGAGGGUUCAAAUUAGGGUUAGGUAAAUUAUUUUAACCUCUCUCACACUCUAUUCUUACCCUAACCCUUGGGGUAAGGGUUCAAAUAAAGUGUGAGAAAUCACUAUUUAGUGAUAUUCUCCUAAUGUGAAAUAUCACUAAAUAUGAGCAAGUCCCUAAUCCUAACCCUAAUUUGAACCCUAACAUUAACCCUAAAUGUCCCAUGUCCUAAGCUUAGUGAAUGCACUAACUAUAAUGAAAGUGUAAAACUAGUUUUACUUACCUUCCAGGACCUUGCUGUGGAGGAGUAGCAGGAGUGGUAGCACACAUGUGCAGCACAGGAUCCAGCUGAUUCCCCUCACCGGAAGUGAAGGGUGUAUAGAAAUUUGACGGGGUAUAGCACAAUGAUAGAACACCGGCAGCCAGUGGCUAAAUAAAUGUAAUUUGCAACCAAUCACAGUAUUAUGAGUCAAAUUACACAGCAUGGGAAAAUUCCAACGCAUUUUCCCACGCUGUGUAAAAUGACACAGAGCACUCUGGUUGGAUUUCAAGGCAACCAAUCAGAGUGCUUUGACCCAUCCCUAAGACUCACAAAGAUAUGUGUACGAGUGCCAAAAAAGGAAGGUUUAUUUACCACCCACAGUUAUAAAAAAAACAUGACAUGAGCUAAUCUUCUGUGUAGCAUAUGGCUCUAUAAGCAUUAACAUUUUUAGACUAAAAUUAAUCUAUUUUGAAUUCAUGUUGUACUUUCACAGUUGUUUCAUUGAUAUUGCAAUAUUACAUUAAAACGUUUUCAUUUCAUGUGCAGGGGUAGGAAAAUUGUUUUGUCUUCAAUAUUCUCUCUUCCUAAAUCCUUCCUCAAAGACAUAAAUCAACUACAUUCAUUGGACUUUUUCGGUCCACUCAAAUGACACUAAUUUAGCAACAUGAAGAAUGUCAGGUGCAGGCACUCAGGAUAUUGGAAAAGGCUGAUUUAUUGGAACAAAGGAGCUUGACAAAAAUCUCUGUGCACGCCAAAAUGUUGCAAUAUCCUGAGUGCCUGGACCUAAGUUGGGAUUUGCAAACCCUGGGCCUGAAGCAACUGGAAUGUAUGCGAGAGUGCGGGAUCUUUUUGUGUAUAGUACUAAUUUAGCAACAGUCAUUUGACACUUACAUUGAUUUUUCUCUACAGGUUUGAAAAACGAAUUUACAUCCCUCUUCCUGAAGAGCAUGCUCGAGCUAGUAUGUUCAAGCUUCAUCUCGGGACAACCCAAAACAGCCUCACAGAAGCAGACUAUCGAGAGCUAGGAAAAAGAACACCGGGAUAUUCUGGUGCUGACGUCAGCAUCAUUGUGCGUGAUGCCCUAAUGCAGCCAGUCAGGAAAGUUCAAUCUGCCACUCACUUUAAAAGGGUAUGUAUUUAUUAUCUAAUGAUAAUGCCUGCUUGUAAAGUGUAAAGUGGUGUGUGUGUGUGUGUUCUGUUUUUUUUUUGUCUUCAUAUUUAUAAAAUUAACCCCUUCAAUGCCAAUUGAUCAGACUAUAGUGAUCAAUUGGCAGGGACUACAUUUUAUGGUCACCAGAUUUAUUUAUUUUUUUUACUCUCAGGGGUUAAAUUUAUUUUAUUUAUUUAGAUAUUUUAAAGUUCUAUAUUUAGCUAGCUGGGGUGGGUGGAAGUUAGUGGGGAACUUGGUGUUCGGCUAGCUAGGGGUUAACGUUUAAAGGGUUUUUAAAAAAGUUUUAUUAACAUUAAAAUAAUAAUAAUAAAUCCCACCCCUCCUUUACCCAGUCCUAAUAAAAAUUAACGCCUUCCCUGCCAGUUGAUCACUGCCUAUGGUGAUCAAAAUACAGAUCACAGUAUAAUACUGUGAUCUGAUUUUUAUUUUUAUUUUAACCCCUGAGGGGUUACACUUUUUUUUUAUUAAAUUCUUUAUUUUAAUUUUCUAAUGCAGAGCAUGUUAUAAAGAAGAACGUGAGCAGUUACAUUACAUUUCCAGCGAUAAUUUUCCAAACAGUGAACUUUUAUUUUUUUUUAACCCUCAGAGGUUCAGUUUAUUUCAUUAAUUGAUUUAUUAUAUAUUUUGCUAGCUGGGGUGGGUGGGCGUUAUGGGAAAUUGGGGAAUUUACUGUUAGUGCUGCUUACUGCUAUUAGGGGUUAACAGUAAAAAAAUGUUUUUUUAAGAAAGUUUAAAAAAUUUAAUAAGUUUAAAAAACAAAAAAAUGUUUUUAAAAGAGUAAAAAAAUAAAUUUUAAAAAUGCUCAUUACAUGCCAAGGUUCAUAAUAUGCCUUUUGAAAUAUCCAGGGUGUAUUCUUUAAAAAAUGGUAUGCGUUUAUGGAGUAGUUUGAAUAACAAACCAGCUAAACUACUCCAAAGUGGAACAUGGACAUAGUGUAAAACUUCAGUUAGAAAAAAAACUGGCUGCGUCUCAAAUGAGCCCCUUCACCAUCCACAUAUACUUAGCAAAGGUACAUAUUGAGGGUAUUGCUGUACUCAGACAACAUAGCUGAGCAACAUAUGAAGUAUUAUACAGCCGUAGCACACAUAAGGUUUGCAAAAUAUACUGUACAAACUCACUUUGUGUGUCAAAAGGCAUAAAAAUGCUUAUUACUACUACACUUGGUACAAGCUAGUGGAAAAUGAUGCAUCGCUAAGGUUUAAAAUAUGCAUUUUGAAAUACCCUAGGAUGUCUUCUUUAAAAAAAAAAAUGGUAUGCCUUUAUGGUGUAGUUGGAAUAUGCAGCCUGAUAAAGUGCUCCAAAGUGGGACAUGGAUGCAUCAAAACCCUCCAUGAAAAUUCACACUUGAAAAAACCUGAACUUGUCAUGUCUCUUUUACAGCACUGUAACUUCACAAAAUAGAAACAAAAUGGAAACAUAGAAUGUGUCGGCAGAUAAGCACCAUUCAGCCCAUCUAGUCUGCCCAAUUUUUUAAAUACUUUUAUUAGUCCCUGGCCUUAUCUUAUAGUUAGGCCUUAUGCGUAUCCCACACGUGCUUAAACUCAUUUACGAUGUUAACCUCUACCACUUCAGCUGGAAGGCUAUUCCAUGCAUCCACUACCCUCUCAGUAAAGUAAUGCUUCUGAUAUUAUUUUUAAACUUUUUCCCCUCUAAUUUGAAACUAUGUCCUCUUGUUGUGGUAGUUUUUCUUCUUUUAAAUAUAGUCUCCUCCUUUACUGUGUGGAUUCCCUUUAUGUAUUUAAAUGUUUCUAUCAUAUCCCUCCUGUCUCGUCUUUCCUCCAAGCUAUACAUGUUAAGAUCCUUUAACCUUUCCUGGUAAGUUUUAUCCUGCAAUCCAUGAACCAGUUUAGUAGCCCUUCUCUAAAUAGUGGCUAGGUCAUACAUUGGGCAUAUUGUUUUAUUCAGAAGAUGUAACUGAGCAUAGUUUCAGGGAUUUUAUGACAGUGGCAAAUAAAGUGUAAGAAAUACUCAGCAAAAAUGCAACAUGUAUGUAAAAAAUUUUCCCCUCACCACAAACAUUGGCAUACAUUGGUGAAAAAAUGGUGACCGGUUAAGGCACAAUAUAUGCCAUAUAAGAUACACUGGGGUGUCUGCUUUAUCAAAUGAAAGCCCUUUGUGGGGUUAUUUGAACAGUCACACUGUUAUAAUACCCUAAAAUGAGACAUGUAAAAUCCAUCUAUGAAAAUUCUGACUGUAGAAACUGAAAUAACCUUGUCUCUUAUAUGGCAUUGUAGCUUUGCAGAAUAGUGCCAAAGGCAUACAAUGGAGGUAUCGUUAUACUCAGCAGAUGUGGCUGAACACAAUAUGGGGUUCUGUGCAGGAAUAGCACACCAGCUUUUUGAAAUACACAUUACAAAAACCUUGUUAUAUGUGUAUAUGCCAAAAUAGAGGGGGAAAAAACUAAAUUUUACUCCAAUAUUUAGCAGAGAUUGGCGAUGAAAUGGCUACGUGAAGUGUCAAACUAACCUUAGGUAAAUAACAUGUGAUAUCUAUUUUAUAUAAAUAUAUACUUUUCUGUGAUGGCUACUAAACCUACAAGACAAACAUACCAACUUCUAAAAUUGUUUGACAUUGAAAUUUUAUUUUAGUCCUUGUAUUUUGUGUCCUGUAAUUUUCAAAAUAAGCUGAAAUCCUAUACAUAUUAUGUACUCUAUAAAUCAAGACACAUAAAUGAAUAUAUUUUGAAUUAUUUUUCAUAAGCUGGAAAUUAUGCACACGCUAUUAUUGCCAAAACUGUGGGGGAGGGGGGAGAAAUGUUUUGGCAUUAAUGAGAAUUUAUCUAUAUAUAUGUAACAUCAAAUUAAAGCCCUUUUUGCCCCUCUAAAAAACGGUAUACAGUAUGUGUUGGUGCAAUAAAUGACAAAGAUGCAAAUUGCGUUUGAACACAAACCGCAAAAAUGGCUUGUGUCCUUAAGGGUAUGAUAAACUUUUGAAGCCGUCUCAUUAAGGGGUUAAUACAUGCAAGUGAGUUUUUUUGUUUGUUUGUUUUUGUUUUAAUCCAAACACAAGCAUAUUCCUUCAGUGCUGUCUCUUUCGUUUUGUAGAGCGGCCAACUGCCUAUUUAAGUAGUGUAUCCGCUGCAGCACUCUGAUAUGUAUUUAUCUAUGCUCCUAUUCCUAGAAUAGGUUUAUUUUUAUGUUGUUAUAUAAUUUAACAUGGAUUACAUUUCCAUGAUCUAUCCUUCAUAAAUGUGUGAUUCCUACUAUUAUUGUUAUUCAUAUUCCUAACUAUUUGACAUUUAUUGUCGUUCAAAAUAUUCCACAACAAAUAACAAGCUCACAUGUACCUUCGUAGUAUAGCACAUCCUUAUCUCUACAGUUCAUGAGAACCUGUGUGGUGUUCUUUACUGUUUUGUUUUGGGAGGCUGGUGAGGACACAAAUCUAUCAUAAAAUGUUACUAUAUGUUUUGUAAUACAAUCUAUUUUUAUUUAGGUACGUGGUAAAUCUCCUCUCGAUCCAAAUGUAAUCCGUGACGAUCUCCUUACCCCAUGCUCUCCUGGUGAUCCAAAUGCUGAAGAGAUGACCUGGAUGGAUGUUCCAGGAGAUACAUUGCUGGAGCCAGUUGUAUGCAUGGUUAGUUGUGGUCAUUUAUUUUUAUUUUUCCCCCAAAUAAAGGGGAACCAUUACUACUUAGGACUUUGAAAUGGAAACUUUAGCUUCUCUGUUGAUCACCAGUAAAUAAACAUUGAAAAUCACAUUUAACUUGUGUGAAAGGGACUCUCUCUCUAAGCACCAAAAGAACUUUAGCUUAACCCCUUAAUGACCAAACUUCUGGAAUAAAAGGGAAUCAUGACAUGUCAUGUGUCCUUAAGGGGUCAAAGCAAUAGUUAAAGUGUCAUAGGUUAUGGUGCCAGUAGUAUCCCGGUGCUCUCACAAUGUAAGUCAAGCCAUUUAGUAAUGGUUUAUAGUCUUUCCUGGGGUCCAACUAGCACCGCUCUCUACCUUCUUUGUUGGAAGCUCUUAGCUCUUGGCUAAGUCUGGUGGUGCAGAGCUUGGAUCAUUAGCUGAAAAAGGUCAACUGACACUUUCAGUUAGGUCCACACUUAGCUAAAUAGAGCUAAUGAAAGUUCUAAGUAGGAGGAUCAGGCUCUCCUGGAUCAAGCUCUCCUGGAUCAGACAAGGAUCCUAGGUAAGAAGUUAAACCAUUGCUGAACAGUUUGAUUUAGAUUUUGUAUUUUUUUUUUAUUUAUUUUUUUGAGGUUGCAGAAGUAAACAUUUUUAUACAGGCUGUGAGAGUCAGAGGCUGCAAAAACAAUGUAUUUUAACUCCUAAACAGCAGAGAAUUGAGCAGUGACACAGCAUGAGCUUUACAACAUAACCACUUAAUUAACGCUUUAAAUACUACAUGGUGGCAUGGCCCUGCACUGCAUAAAAUCAUAGAAACUCAUGCAAUAACAAUACUGACAGGGUUAAAUCAUCUCAAAGUUAGUGCUGCACAUAGCCAUUUAACUACUGCAGCUGAGAAAUUGCACUCAGCCAUGGUAGUUCUGAGCCUGCACCUAGCCUAGCUACUACUAAUAUCGGGAAACUGCAGAUAUCUUUCAAUACCUGAGAUCCCUCUGUCAUCUGAGGCCACAAUUGGUCGCCCUAGACUGACAGGUGAGCGAUGUGCAACAUUUUAAAUCACUGCGGCUUGGCAUUCACGCCCAGCUGCGGUGAUUCUGAGUGUGCCUCUGAGUAGACCCUGGUGAAGUCUACCUGCAAGCCUAUUUGCCCAGUAAUCUGUGCUGGAAUUUGCCAACUACACACAACCGUUUUAGUAGAUGCAGGAUGAGAGGUAGAUCUCCCUGUCGUGCUGCAAUCUGUACUGUGUGAGCUGGAAAAUCCCUCAUGUCCAUACUCCUUUUUUGUGUUGCGGUUUUGUAUUCUGUGACUACUAGAGAAAUUGUAAUCGCAACAUGCCAAAUGUUGAAUACUUGAAUAAAAACAAACAGAUAACCGCAGCUGAAUAAGCUAAUAACAAAGAUGAGGUAAAAGGUUUCAACCUAGAUCAGUCUUUUUCAGUUUGCUGUUAUCUAUUUGUUUUUAUUUAAGUAAAGUUUAUUCAGUGUCAUUUGAGUGAUUUUAGACACUGGGGGUUGUUGCACUUACAUUUGCACUUUUAAGCACCAAUCCACCUUUAUUUUAUCCUUUCUUGGAUUUAAUUUUGUGUGUGUGUAUUUAUAUUUUUAUAUAUUAAAAAAAAUUAUAUGUAAUUUUAUUCUAACUGUAUUUUGAUAUUAAUAUAUAUUUAGAUCAAAAUACACUUAGAAUGAAAAUAAAAAAAUAAGAAAUCUACAUAUGUCCAUAUACAUAAUUACAUAAAUAAUUUCAUAAAUAUACAAGUAGACUUCAAAUAUAUAAAUAUGUAUAUUUAAAUUCUACAUGAAUAUUAAUGUGAUAUUUUUAGAUAAUUAAGUAAUUUUAUUGAUUGCAGUUUGAGGGACCUGCCUGAUAACCCAGGCAGAAAGUCCAGAGAAUUUAAUUUGCUAGCACUCUAUUUAACCCUCUAACUUUCCAAGACAACAUAAAACAUGUACAUGGGGGGGUACUGUUUUACUCGGUAGACUUCGCUGAACACAAAUAUUGGUGUUUCAAAACAGUAAAAUGUAUUACAACGAUAAUAUUGUCCAUGAAAGUGACUUUUUUGCAUUUUUUCACACUCAAACGGCACUUACACAGAUGAUAUAAUUGUUGUGAUACGUUUUUACUAUUUUGAAACACUAAUAUUUGUGUUCAGCGAAGUCUCCUGAGUAUAACAGUACCCCCCCAUGUACAGGUUUUAUAGUGUUUUUGAGAGUUACAGGGUCAAAUAUAAGGCUUGAUUUUUGUUUGGUUUUUUGGGGGGUUUUUUUACAUUGAAAUUUGCCAGAUUGGUUAUGUUGCCUUCGAGAGCGUAUGGUAGCCCAGGAAUUUGAAUUACCCACAUGAUUGCAUACCAUUUGCAAAAGAAGACAACCCAAGGUAUUGCAAAUGGGGUAUGUUCAGUUUUUUUUGUUUUUGUUUUUAGUAGCAAUUUAUAUUUACUUUUUUAACAUACAAACAAAUAUAAAUGCUAACUUUGGCCAGUGUGGCUACUAAAAAAAAAAAAAGACUGGACACGCCCCAUAUUGAAUACCCUGGGUUGUCUACUUUAGAAAAAAAAUGUAAAGUUGAAAAAUGUUUUGUUUUUGUUUUAUCAUUUUAUAAAAAAUAUUUUAUAGUAGAUUAUAGGAUAUGAUGAAAAUAAUGGUAUCUUUAGAAAGACCAUUUAACGGCGAGGAAACACGGUAUAUAAUGUUUUGUUUGUGUUAUCUUAUGCCAUUCAUGUUUUACACUUCUGGCAUUAUUUGAACUGGUAUCAUACAACAGAGACAAAUCACUUCAGUAUGUACACUUCUACAGACACAGUGGGCAUGUAAUUAUAUCUAGUUUAGGACAUCAUUUCAAGUUGGGAUAUAUUUUGAGUAGUACAGUUAGAGUGAAUUAUUUUACACGAUCUGAAGAAGGCUUUCGGGGGAAGUUGUAAAAAUAUAAACAAUGCUUAUAACUCUUUCCUAGAGAGCAAAUGGCAGAAGACAAUUUUUUAUUUUACUUUUUACAUUUUCUGCCAAUUAUACUCUGAUGUUUCUAUCCACCAAAAUGUUAUCCACACAUAGGAUUUCAUCAUUUGAAUGUAGAUUCUGUUCAGUAAAAAAACAAAUCAUAUCUAAUAGUAUGUAUAGCUCACUCUACCUUUAAAACUUUAUGGUAAACAGCAGAAUAUACAGGGUUUUUUUAAUCAAAAAAGGAAGCCAUGUCAAUACCAAAUUUUAUUAUAAAAAGGGACACUCUGGGGACCAUAAUGACUUCAUUGAAAUAAAGAGGUUAUGGUGCCAGAAGGUCCUUGGCACCAGAUUAUCUUAUGCCCAGCACCUGUCUGCUCUGGCCCUCAAACAGCGACUCUGCUGAUCAGCUGACACUCUCAGCCUAUCAGUAGCGUCCCAUUCACAAAGCACAGUGACAAAAAAGUAUGUACAUUUCUCACUCUGAGUGAGGUAAACUGGCACCAUAACAACUUAAUGUUGACAAAGUUAUUAUGGUGUCUUGAUUUGUCCCUUUAACAAAUGUAAGAAUCAUAAAUUAAAUGCAUAGGGUACAGUUGUGAUAAUAAGGUUUUUGUACUUCCUAAUUGCACGAAGGUUGUUUUAGUUACAAAAUUAAUAUUAUUACUUUCUAGUCUAGCAUAAAAAUUUCGGAUUUGCAUUUUUAUUUUUUUUAUUACAGGCUGAUAUGAUGAGGUCAUUAUCAAACACCAAACCUACAGUAAAUGAACAAGACUUGGAAAAAUUAAAGAAAUUCACAGAAGACUUUGGACAAGAAGGUUAAACCACCAAACAGACCAUUGGUAUUUUGUUCCUCUAGCUUAGAUAUUAUUUACUUGUAAUAAAUGGCAUACAAACCAGGAGAUGCAUGCCAAUAUACAGACAUCUUAAGCAAAAUGGAAAAAAUACUGAAUUUCAACAGUUCAUAGCUCUUGUAAAUUAUAUAUGUAUAUUCUAGCGUCUACUGUAAAUUGUUUACUGCAAAGCCUCCAGGCUGCCAUUUAUUGACAGCAUUCCUACCACGUGUAAUCAGAGUUGCCUGAACUUCGUGAAAAGGUUCUUGGGGAAUUACACAGAAAACAGAUUUAUUUUAAGAUGCAUAAUCUUUGUAUGAAUGUUGAAGUUUUGAAAUUGAAGUUCAUACACUACUCUGCUGUUACCUGCUCCAUACAAAAAAAAAAAAAUCAACACUCAUGCAACAGUAUGAGUAACCAUACACAUAAUUGUUUUGAUUUUAAGCAAGAAAUAAAAUAGAUGGCCUUCGGUUGUAAAGAAAAGGAUUUAAAUGCCAACAAUGACAAUUUUCGGUACUGAAAAGAACACUCACUUUUUUACAAAAGUAGUAAAAAAAAAUCCAACAUUUGCCAAUUUAAAGGAUAUGAUAUUCCAUAAGCACUCUCGGUUCCUCUAUUAUUAUUAUUACUUUUUUGUGGGACGUACAAGGUUUGUAUUAAGCAUACAUAUGUUAUUUUCAUCUUCAUAGGCAAACAUAGGAAAACUAAAGCAUUCAUUGAUUAUUAAUCUGUAUAUAUUUUGUAGAACUAUAUAUGAUAUUUUCAAAACCGUUAACAUUUGUUAGAGAUCUGUCCUUAUUUUUUUUUUAUUUUUUUUUCAUUAUUUGUCUUUUCGUUUUGUUUUUUCCCUCAAUCGAGUGAUGACAAUUUCAAUAAAUAUUUAAAGUUUUGCAGAUAAUUGCUUGGUGCAUAAGGAAAACUGAACUCUGCAGUUUAAGGGGGCUAGUUUGAUAUGUUCUAAGCAAAGCAAAAAAAGGUUCAAUCUCAAAUAGCAUAUUUUAUAUUCAUGGAUUUUGUCAUGUGACUGAAUGUAUUUUGUUAUGCCUCUAGUGUCUGACUUUGUGCCUUGUAGAUAUUCAAAACGCAAUACAUUCCUUUAUUUUGGAGUUAUUUUUAGGCUAUGCGAAACAGGUACACUGGGAUUUUUACUUGUAGUUUGCCAUGCUGUCAGUACAUAAACAUCUUUCUCCUACUGAGCAGUAGAAUAAUUUAAGAAUAGAAUUUUACAUUUUACUAAUUACCUAUAUAUUUUGGGGUUUUUUUUUUGUUUUUUUUUGUUUUUUACACUAUUGGUUUUGGCUUUCUUGAUUUUUGUCCAUUUAGUCCAUGUUCAUUUAUGAAAUUACAGAACUUCUGUUGAAUUUAACAUGUUCACUACAGAAAAUGCAUUGCUUCCAAAAAAAUUGUGUUCAUUUAUGUUUUUGUUUGUCAUUUUUGAUUAUCUAUUAAAAGAAAAAAGUUCUAUGAAAAGACUGAUUUUCUUGUGAGACCUAAGAGAGCAGGGCUCAACAUUUCCACUAUUCCCCUCACAUUAUGCAGAUAUUUAACCCUGGCAAGAGAAUAUGUUUAUUCAGACCUCAAACCCAGAAAGACAUUGCUAGCUGCUAGAAGUCUAGUGGUAAGCAG
This is a messenger RNA of Pelobates cultripes (western spadefoot toad), 24103 nucleotides long. The record is from the annotation of a GenBank genome assembly. Lineage: Eukaryota; Metazoa; Chordata; Amphibia; Anura; Pelobatidae.